UCUUCUUCUUCAGCGCACAUUAACACUUUUACUCCACUGCUGCCUUCGGAUCCGAUCCUUACCCACACUCGGACUCGCCGAUUAGGGUUUCAAAUUUCCCAAUUUUCCGGCAAAUUGAUCGGAUAGUUGAAGCCAUAAGAUGAAGAAAGGCAACCGCCGCGCAAAGCAAACCGUCGACGCAUCCACCACCGAUGAUUACGAGAAGAAAUUUCAACAAUUGGAGCUUGAAAAUCAAGCGUAUCAGAAGGAGGUUGAGGAGCUGAGAUUCAAGCUUGCAAAUGGUUCAUCCACUUCUUGUGAGAGCAGUGCUCAGAAGCUCAGAGGGGAAUACAUUCAAAAGCUGACUUUCCUUGAGGAUCAGGUUGCGGUGUUGACGAAGAAGCUAGAUGCUCAAUCUCAACUCUCUGUCCUAAGAAGAAGGGGUGAUGAGCCCACAAAACAGUUGCAUUUCGAGAUUCAGAGGUUGAAGGCUCAGAAGGUUCAACUGCAAUGUAAAAUGAAGUUAGAGUCUGUGCAGUUCAGAUUGCAAAAGGCUUCACUGGAAAAAGAAGUUCUUCAGCUCAAAAAAGAGAGUAGGAAGAAUAAACAUGGGAUGCUUAAGCUAUUGGACUCCAACCAAAGACUAAAGACGGUUUUGCAUCGGAAGAAUAUGGAAGCAUUCAUGGCCACUAAACGGCUCAGACAACUGUUAGAAUCUCGCAAGGCUUUGUCACACAAAAAAGAUGGUGCUAGAAAUGGGAAGAUUGCAGCAAUUCAGGGUAUUGAGCAUGAGUUUGAAGAAACGGCAGAAUUACACGAACUAUGUGCUCAGUAUGAACGUCAAAUAGAGGAGAUGGCUGAGGAAGCUGCAAACCUUAAGGAUGAAGCAGAAGCACAUCAGCAAGAAAAGUCGAGGUGCACAUGCCAGGAGCAAGAGGUUGACUACUUGGAGAAGGAUUUAGGUAUAACAGAUCUGAAGGAACAAUUCGUUAGUCUCAGUAGUUUGGUUGGACAACUAAGACUGAACAAGGCUGAGCUUGAUAUUGGAAAUAAGUCACAGGGGACUGUGAGUCAACAUUCCAUUUCUGUUGGGAGUAACAGUUACAAGUUAGUGGACGACAACACCUCCUCUCCAUCAGAAAACUUGAAUGUUGCAAAAGUUAAAACUGCAUCAACAUUGUGCUGCUCAUGCAGUAAGAGUUCUUUGUGCAAGACGAUGAAAUGCAGAUGUCGAUCCACGGGUGGCAGCUGUGGCGUAUCAUGUGGCUGUGUAGCCUCUAAGUGCAGCAAUAGAGAACUAACAGUCCAAAUCAAGUUGGAUGAGUCGCCACAAUCAGAGACAGCUGAUGGCAUUUGGAAUGGUUCAGAUGCAACGGAAGCGGAGAAGGAUAGCACAGUGGCUUCCCAGGGUGCAAUGCUGCUCCAGAAUGCUCUAGUUCAGAAGCCUGCAGAGUUGAAUGAUGAUCUUGGGCCAAGAAAGAAACCAUUAUCUGAUAUUGGGAACCUACUGAAAUGUGUUUUUAAGGCGAAUGCAGACGCUGCAAAACCCGCGCCAAAGAAAAAGGGACGAAAGCCAGCGAUACGACUUGUUACUGUAAACGCCGAAGGCAAAAAAGCAGCAGAUGAUGCAAUGCAAGAAGAAGGUUGACAUAGAGAAAAGUUUUAGUUGGAGCGAGAUGAAUUUUUCGUGAUGAAAGAGAAGUGCUGCAGUGAGACACUUAUGGAGAAAGAAAGCCACUGUAGUGUGAGGCAUUGGUUAAGAAACAGAAUCACUGUGUUUUACUUGAUAAACAAUUUCCCGAUCCAUGAUAAGAUUUGGAGACGCAUAUAAUUGAUAGAAAAUCGGAUUCUACGAUACAAAAUGGAGCUGUAUUUUAUUUGGAUUUCGAAUUGAAAUCUAGUUAAUUUUCUAUUUGAUUA
Malus domestica (apple) is the source of this 1899-nucleotide messenger RNA. RefSeq names its product kinesin-like protein KIN-4C. NCBI's taxonomy places the organism in Eukaryota, Viridiplantae, Streptophyta, Magnoliopsida, Rosales, Rosaceae. Gene Ontology annotation, cellular component: microtubule associated complex. Gene Ontology annotation, molecular function: microtubule motor activity. Gene Ontology annotation, biological process: spindle elongation; microtubule-based movement; mitotic spindle organization. The record is from RefSeq and is a predicted model, not a curated record.